Molecule: messenger RNA, 738 nt
Organism: Toxorhynchites rutilus septentrionalis
Lineage: Eukaryota; Metazoa; Arthropoda; Insecta; Diptera; Culicidae
Product: craniofacial development protein 2-like
Exons: 1
Coding region: 1-738 (245 amino acids)
Biological process (GO): chromatin remodeling
Cellular component (GO): nucleus
Source: RefSeq, a predicted model, not a curated record
AUGAGGUGGGAACCGAUUAACGAAAGAAUAAUCGUUGCCAGAUUCAGAACACGGGUUAGGAACCUUACAGCAAUCCAGUGCUAUGGGCCAACAGAUGCUGCCGACCUGCAGGAGGAAGAGAGUUUCUACAAUCAGCUGAACAGUGUGGUUGAGAAAGUCCGGAAGCGGGAUAUCCAAAUAUGCUUAGGUGAUUUCAAUGCGAAGAUUGACUCAAACAAUACGGACCUUGAACGCGUCAUGGGACGCCAUGGUUUAGGAGAGAUGAGCGAAAACGGAGAGCUGUUUACAGAAUUAUGUGGUAAUAACAACAUAGUGAUUGAUGGAUCGCUCUUCCCCCACCGACCAGUACAUAAGGUCACGUGGGUUUCCUGCGAUGGCCGAACAGAAAACCAAAUCGACCACAUCUGCAUCAGCCGAAAAUGGAGAAGGAGUCUUCUUGAUGUACGCAACAAGCGCAGCGCCGAUAUUGCAUCCGACCAUCACCUUGUCAUCGCUCACGUUCAACGGCGGGAGGAGAAAGUUGGAUGUCGUUACGACGUCCGCCGGUUGGAGAACCCUGAGGUGAAAAGAGUAUUUGUUGAACAACUUGUGUCACGAGCCUCGGAGUGCCAGCUAGUGGAUCUGUUGAAGAGCUAUGGAGUAGCAUCAAGAACGCCUUUAUCACAACCAGUGAUGGAAACCUCGGCAAAGUACGCAGCACGCGGAGGGAGUGGAUUUCAGAUGAAACCUGGAGGAUGA